Drosophila ananassae is the source of this 3397-nucleotide messenger RNA. It is a transcript of the gene Unc-115a, whose product is annotated as actin-binding LIM protein 3. Gene Ontology annotation, cellular component: actin cytoskeleton. Gene Ontology annotation, biological process: lamellipodium assembly; cytoskeleton organization. The transcript is spliced from 10 exons. Gene Ontology annotation, molecular function: actin filament binding. Lineage: Eukaryota; Metazoa; Arthropoda; Insecta; Diptera; Drosophilidae. Bases 32 to 2638 code for a protein of 868 amino acids. The record is from RefSeq and is a predicted model, not a curated record.
AAAAAUAGUCAAACAAACAAACAACAAAAAAAUGGCCAACACAAGUGUAACGAUCUCCCUGUCCGUCCCAUCGGAUAUACGAUAUAUAAACCUUUGCGUGAAUAUAGUAACAGCUACACAAAGUCAAACCGAAUCGCACACAUUCGGAGUGGGGCUCUGGACUGAACGCGGCAAAAUGAGGCAAGGUAAACAAAAAAUUUACUGUGCAAAAUGUACGAAAAAGUGCUCCGGCGAGGUGCUCCGCGUGGCGGACAAUCACUUCCACAAGGCCUGCUUCCAGUGCUGCCAGUGCAAGAAGUCCCUGGCAACGGGCGGUUUCUUCACAAAGGACAACGCCUACUACUGCAUACCGGACUAUCAGCGACUGUACGGCACGAAGUGCGCCACGUGCCAGCAGUAUGUGGAGGGCGAGGUGGUCAGCACCAUGGGCAAGACCUACCACCAGAAGUGCUUCACCUGCUCCAAGUGCAAGCAGCCCUUCAAGUCCGGCAGCAAGGUGACCAAUACUGGAAAGGAAGUGCUCUGUGAGCAGUGCGUCUCCGGAGGCCCAGUGAGCGCAGGCGUCGGAGCAGGAACAGACGGCGGCAGAGGCGGUGUCUCCUCCCCAGCUCCGCCAGCGGAGAGUCCAACGCGGGCCACCGCCCAUCAGCAGCUCUCAGGUGGUGUGAUCUCGCAGAAGGCGCACCUGAAGGAGGACUACGAUCCCAAUGACUGUGCCGGAUGCGGAGAGCUCCUCAAGGAGGGCCAGGCUCUGGUGGCCCUCGACCGGCAGUGGCAUGUGUCCUGCUUCCGGUGCAAGGCCUGCCAGGUGGUGCUCAACGGCGAGUACAUGGGCAAGGAUGCGGUGCCGUACUGCGAGAAGUGCUACCAGAAGGGAUUCGGAGUAAAGUGCGCUUACUGCAGCCGCUUCAUCAGCGGCAAGGUGCUCCAGGCGGGCGACAACCACCACUUCCAUCCGACCUGUGCCCGCUGCACCAAGUGCGGCGAUCCCUUCGGCGACGGCGAGGAGAUGUACCUGCAAGGCAGUGCCAUCUGGCAUCCACGCUGCGGCCCGGGACCCUCGGAGUCUGGCAUUAUUCUGAAUGGCGGUGGAGGCAGCACCUCGGUGGCUGGCGGCGCCUCCAACGGCAACUUCACAGACACCGAGUGCGACCGGAUGAGUUCCAGUGCCCUCAGCGAGAUGUACAUCCGAUCCAGAACACCGAGCUUUAAUGGUUCACUUUAUUCCUCUAGCCGCAAGCAUUAUCGUACUGUGAGUCCGGGUCUGAUACUCCGAGAGUACGGACGACCGAUCGGCGAGGAUAUAUCGCGCAUCUAUACCUACAGCUAUCUGACGGAUGCCCCACACUACCUGCGCAAGCCGAUCGAACCGUACGACAGGACACCCCUCUCACCGCACUUCCACCGGCCCUCCUCGUACGCCCCCACUCCCAGCAAUGCGGGAUCCGUAGCUGGAAGCCGUCCACCAUCGCGUCCUCACUCCAGGACCCGCAGCGCCAUGAAGGUCUUGGUGGACGCCAUCCGUUCGGAGACGCCCCGCCCCAAGAGUCCGGGCAUGAACAACGAGGAACCUAUUGAGCUGUCUCACUACCCGGCCGCCAAGAAGCCGCCACCAGGAGAACAGCCCAAGAUCGAGAGGGAUGACUUCCCAGCUCCGCCGUAUCCGUACACGGACCCGGAGCGCCGGCGACGGUAUAGUGACACCUACAAGGGUGUCCCCGUUUCAGACGACGAGGACGAGAAUGUCGAAAACGGCAAGACGAAUGGCAAGAUUAAGAAUGGCGAGGAACAGCAACGCCUUCAACGUGAAGCUGAGCAGCUGGAGAAGCUGAACUCCGGCAUCGGUUCGGCGAUCGCCAAGGACCUCAAGGAGCACGCCAAGUACAGGAAGUGGAAGCAGAACAACUUGGAUCCCCGUAAUGCCUCCAGGACGCCUUCUGCCUCGAAGGAGCCUCUGUACAAACUGAGGUAUGAAUCACCUAUUGGGGCCUCACCCUCGCGCAAUCUGGACCACCAGAAGCCCUUCUACGAGGACGAGAUGUUCGAUCGCUCUACAAGCUACCGCGGCUCGCUUGGCAAAUCGCUGGGAAACGCGCCCAGCUACAAUGUGGUGAGUGCGCUGCGCCAUGUUCCGAAGCCUGGAUACGGCCUGGCUCCACGCUCCCACACAUUCAGCUCCACAACCUCCGCUGCGGCCACGAUGCAUGGUGCCACUGAUUUCUCCUAUGGAGGUCUCGGCGACAAGACGCACAGCACGGAUUUGAGCUGUGGAAAAUCGGAAGCCUCGGUGGACUCAAUCACAGACGGCGAUAGACGUGCCUUGAUGGGCGGAGAUCUUCCCGCCUCGAGCACAUACUCCGGGGCGCUCUCCUACCACUAUCCGCAGGCCGGGCUCAUCCGGCGCAGUCUGCCCAACAUGGCGCACUCGAUGCUGGUGCAUGAGCCGGCCAAGAUCUAUCCCUAUCACCUACUGCUAAUCACAAACUAUCGACUGCCUUCCGAUGUAGAUCGCUGCAAUCUGGAGCGUCAUCUGUCGGACAUCGAGUUCGAGCACAUCUUGCAGUGCGCCAGGUCGGAGUUCUACAGGCUGCCCCAGUGGCGCCGCAACGAACUGAAGCGCCGGGUAAAGCUCUUCUAAGCAAAAGGGGCCCUGUACUCUGAGCCGCGUCUGUGGGUGGAGGAGGAGGCUGCUAGCGACGAAACCAAAAGAAAUCAACUUACCUUAAAAAGCAAAGGGCUAUACAACAGUGGAGAUAAAUACAUUAAACACAAAACAAACAAAACAAAAAAGAAAAGAAAACGAAAUGGGAAACUAUGCUAAUUUCACAGCCAGUUUUGAAACACGCUUUAAAUAGUUGAUGCAAGUGAAACCAACUAAACUAAAUUUAAAAACAUAGUUACAUUUACAGUGCGGAGCUGCCGGCAGGCGGCUUCAGUUUAUUUUUUUAAGAAUUAGUUGCGCUAAUGGAAAAUUGUAACUGAAAAAUAUAUUGAAAACUACGAUUGAAAGAAACAUAAAUCCCAAAUAAAAAACUGUAUACAUACUUCACAUAGUUAAAGAUUGCAUGUCCGGCAUGAUGGCUUUUUAUACGCAGUGCAAGUGCAAGUGCAUAUUAAUCUUAACUUUAAAAAGAAUAUAUUUUCUAAAUUAUACUUUAAUUGAAAGAACCUUGUUAACCGGCUAAAUAUCUAGAGAAGCAUCAAAGAAAGAGCAAUUAAUGUACCUGCUGAGAAAUUCACACAGCAGUAAGCGAAACGUUAGAUGUGUGGCAUCCAAUCUACGCUAAAUCAUUAUGCAACAAUUUAUUUAUUACUAAAUAUUUUAUUUAUUUAAAUAGAAUAUGUCAAAGAAUAAACCAGAGAUAAUAAAUCAGGACAAAGCUGUUUCAACGUGUCA